ACCAAAUUUCAUUCGACAGAUGUGACCAGCCCACUGCCACUUAAGCUUACUAACUCGGUGAGCUAUGUCGGUGACUUUAGUUCUCUGUCGGAUUACUUCGUUCCAAUAACAAAGUGACAUAAUUAUGUGAUCAUACUGCAUAGUUCUUACUUGGCACAAAAGGUAAACAAUAUUUGUGUCCAAGAUUGUGUGUUAGAAGGACAGAUAAAAUAAAAUAGGUGAUUAUAUAGGUACCUAUCUCGUUAGCAUUACCACCCAAGUUAAAGUAAUAGGUUAAAAUGGAAGUAUAGCACUUGCUUAAUAUCCAAACAAAAGAGAAAACAUUUUUCUACUCCUAAAUAUUAUCCAAUCUCCAUGAUUUUUUAGAAUACUAACAACAGAAUGAAUUACUAGCUUUUUAGUUUUUUUUCUUUUUUACAGAUAUAGAUAUGACUCCACGCAAAAAAAAACUCAAGAAAGAGCUGAAAAAAACAAAAUUCAGUUUGUCGUCGUUAAAAAGAAGUGCAAAGCUGAUACAAAACUUAGAAUCAGGAAUUCUAAAAGAAAUAGUUUCAUCUGCACUAAGAAAUCAGAAGAGGAAACCAAAAGGAAGACGCUGGACCACAAAAAAUAAAACCACGGCACUGGCCAUAUUUAAACGGUCUCCUAAAACCUACCGCUACCUGCAACAUAUCCUACCUUUACCGGGAGUUAAAACAUUGCAAAAUGUUUUAAAGAAAAUUCCAUAACAACCAGGACUGAACAGCACAAUAUUGGAGACUUUAAAUUAAAGAAACUGUAGAGCAGGUAGCGGGAACAGGAUUUGAAGUUGUGGCUACCAUAUGUGACCAAGGUCCCACUAAUAUGGGGGCCCUGAAACUGCUAAAGCAGUUAUCCAAUGUACCAGACCAUGAGGGAAAUAAUUAUUUCAUUGUGAACGAAGAGAAAAUAUAUAUAAUAUAUGAUGUACCUCAUUUAUUUAAAUCAAUAAGAAAUAAUUUUCUUAAUAACGGAAUUAUUAAAAUGAAUGGCAAAACGGGGAAAUGGUGUCACUUAUUAGAAGUGGAAGAAAAAAACAAAAACCUGCUUUACUUAAGUAAAAUUACCGCCACACACGUACAGCCUUAAUACAGAGCCAAAAUGAAGGUAAAAUACGCAGCUCAAAUUCUGAGCAACACCGUGGCGGCGGUACUAAAGUUACUGUCAGAAGCUGACCUAAACCCACAACAUAAACAUGAAUUGAUGGAGACUGCCCUGGUAAUUCAGGACUUGUAUAAGUUGUUCGACUACACAAAUGGUCCAUCUGGUCCGCAAGAUAUAAAAAAGGGCAUUCGGCAAAAUGUUUCUGCGAAAACCGACCAUUUAAAUGUCUGGGCUGAUUUCAGAAAGAAAAUGGAAAAGCUAGUCUUUGUGAAAUCAAAUGGAAUGGCUGCAACAAAUGUGAGGUGCGUUAAAGGAUAUUUAAUUACCCUGAGUUCCCUCCAAGACUUGUGGAAUAAACUUAGUCGCCUGGGAUUUAAAUAUCUCAAUUUAAGGCAACUAAAUCAAGACGCCUUAGAAAAUCUGUUUGGCAUCAUUCGGCAACACAGCCCGACUAAUAAAAACCCAACUUGCGCGUCAUUUAUCGGUGCCAUAAAAACUGCAUUGAUAUCGGGUUUAACUGCACCUCACAAUAGGGGCUCUAAUUGUGAAGAAGACUGUAAAAAGUUACUGACUAAUUUCCACGAAUUAGUCUUUGAAAAUGAAAGUAUGCCAAAAAAAGACGAUGAUCAUGAUGAUCAUAGCGCUAGAGAAGAAAAAGAAAUGGAAAUUUGUGAAGAUUCACAAUUAUCAGCGCCGGUGUUGAGCCUUCCAGAAGUAUUGGAUUUUGAAGACAUCGAAAAAGAUUUGACAGAUGUAGAUUCACAACCACUAGUUUACCUCAGUGGUUAUAUUGCAUCUAUAAUUAUUAAGCAAUAUAAUUGCUUAAGAUGCAAAAAUAAUUUAACCGCUGAGGAGCCUGAAUCAUGCCCAUUAUUUAGGUAUAUAAAACUUCGGGAAUGGUGGAAUGCUAAAUCAUGUUUGACAUAUCCAUCACUAAAUCUUUGUCGAACAAUUGAAAUUGCUAUUACCGUUUUCAACACAGAGAUUAUUGGUUGUCUCCAUCAAAAAAAUAUCUGCCAAUUAGCUGUCACAUUAUUCUUUAUAAAAUGUGACAUCAGUUGGUUUAGUUGUGAAAUGCAUUCAAAAUUAGUAUUUGAUGUCAUGUUUGUGCGGCUUAGUCGGCUUCUUGUAAGAAGACAGUGUCAAAGAGUAAAUUUAAGCCUCUCUGAAAAAGAAGAAAAUCUGGCGAGUGCUGUAAAAAACGCGCAACAGCGCGGAAUUUCUAAGUAAAAUACCAAAAAAUGUGUAAUGUAUAUUACCUUCUGGGGGGCUUGUCGCUCACGUCCGUAGGUACAAACCCUAGUUACCCUACACGUGUCCCCUGGGUGGUGCUAACGAGUGACAACGCCGAAUGUCGGGCGGCGGUAAAUCGACCCGACCUCCUCUCCUAGCAGAGGCGGCGAUCUCCCGCCGUAAAAAAGGAGAAUCACCAACACGCCUGCCAAGCGCGGUGAUUAUGGCAAACACACCUCCUUAUGAUGGAACAAACAAAGGCCCGGCCCCCAGUCCCCGGCAGCCCCGCUAUCCCGGACUCCGGUAGCGGUCACGGUAACGGCGGGGCAGGGGGUGCGAAGAAUCUCCGGCAGAGAGUCGGCUACCAGCCCAACCGACCCUUGCA
This is a messenger RNA of Plutella xylostella (diamondback moth), 2740 nucleotides long. The record is from RefSeq and is a predicted model, not a curated record. Lineage: Eukaryota; Metazoa; Arthropoda; Insecta; Lepidoptera; Plutellidae.